AUGGCCGAGGUUGAUGUAGUAUAUAUCCUUCAAAAGCUGGUUAACUUGCUCCAUGAAGAAGAACAUCUCUUCCGUGGGUUACAAGAUCAUGUGAAAAUCAUCCUCAAACAAAUGCAAAGGCUGAUGAUGUUCUUGAACGACGUCGUCCAGUCCAACAAGGCAGAUAUCAGGGUCAGGUUAUGGUUGCAGGACGUGAGAGACGUUGCUCGCUGCAUUGAGGACCUCCUUGAGGCCUUCAUCUUCCAAGUAUCACCACUAGCGACCAAACCAGUCCCCACUUCAACAACAAGAAGAACAGAUUUCAUGGGGGACUUGAUUGCUAAGCUACGUAUUGCCAUGGCUGAUUGUCGUGGGCUUCGCAUGGAGAUCCAACAAAUCAAGAUUAAAAUUGACAACAUCGACCACCACAAGCGGCGAUACUAUGGCAUUCACGAUAUUGACUUGGGAUCCAUGACAUGGACGAGGAGGACCUCCAGCUUGAGGGAGCGGAGCUCCACGUUGUCUGCUUCUCCUUUGUCUGUGGUCGGCUUUGACUCUGAUGCAAGGACUCUGCUGGCCUUUUUGAACGACCCAGACCCACGCCUCCAAGUGAUUUCCAUCGUCGGCAUGGCCGGCUCAGGUAAGACUACUCUUGCCAAGAAAGUGUACAAUUCCACCAAAAGGAAUCGUCUCGUCAUUGAUUUUGAUAAUUCUGCAAAUUACAACAUUCACUUCGAAUGGCACCUCUGGAUAAAUGCAUGCCAAGGAUGUGAACCAUUCCAAAUUUUGGAGGACAUAGCAACCCAAAUGCUGGGGAAGAAAAAGCCAGAGAAGAGGACGAGUGUGGAAGAUCUGACCGAGGACAUCUCAGAGUGGCUGAGUAACAAAAGGUAUCUAAUGGUCAUUGAUGAUGUAUGGGACAUUGCAGUGUGGGUGACCUUGAGAGCAGCCUUACCCGCAGAGAGCGUCAAUGGUAGUAGGAUAAUAGUGACUACCCGUGAUAGAGAAGUGGCCUCAUUUCUGAAGAAUUGUAGUAGUUCCCACACCAAUCGUCACCACAAGUUACAACUCUUGGAUGAGAACAAGAGCUGGGAGCUGUUCCGUAACAACGCCUUCCCAAGAGGCCAUGAUCAUGAUUGCCCCACUGAGCUGAAGAAUUUGGGCAAACAGAUCCUUAAGAGCUGUGGUGGCCUCCCUCUUGCUAUUGAGGAAAUUGGAAAUUUCUUAUGUAGAAGAAAGAAGACACAGAGCGUGUGGUCUGCUACUGUUGAGACUCUCCAUUCACGGCCCUUCUCUCUUCUCAAGCAAAGCUCUCAACAGCUAGCAUUGAGCUACCACAACUUGCCUUGCAACUUGAAAUGGUGCUUCCUCUAUUGCACUGUCUUCCCUCCAGAAUCCGAAAUUCACUCGGGGCAACUGAUCCGAAUGUGGUUUGCAGAAGGUUUCCUACAUCCAAGAUUGGGAACCUUGACGCCAGAGGAAAUUGGGCAGGACUACCUGGACAGAUUGAUCAACAAGAAUUUGAUUCAAGCCACCAGAAAGGGACCCAAUGGGAGGAUCACAAGAUGCUGUCUUCAUCCACUGAUGCGAAACAUGGCCAUAUCAGAAGCCCGUCAGCUAGAUUUCGUCUCCCUAUACACAGAAAACGAUUUCGAAUUCCCUAUCAAAUGCAGGAGACUAGCCAUUCAUUCUAAUAGUACCGGUAAGUACAUUCCACUGGUGGUACACAGUGCCACACAUAUCAGGACUUUGGUGUGCUUGAACCAGGAUCAAACAGGUUAUCUGCUUCCAAUUAAACAGCUUGAAUUUGUUUGUGGAGGUCUCAAGUUGCUUCGGGUAUUGGAUCUUGAGUCUGUACAGAUGUCUGAGCUACUUGAUGUCAUAGGUACUCUGGUUCAUCUGAGGUACUUGGGAUUGAAAAGGGCAGGACUGAGAAAGCUUCCUUCUACCAUAUGUAGGCUUCACAACCUGCAAACCAUGGAUCUGAGGUAUAAUUCUCUGGGAAGGCUCCCAAUAGAGAUGGGCAACCUCCAAAACUUAUGGAGUCUAGACGUAAGGCAUAACCUAAUCACCAUCAUACCCAAUAGCAUAUGUACUAUUACGGGACUCAGACAUCUGAGCAUGGACGAUGAUGUGCAGUGUGGGCACCUGCAAUUCCAUACUAUAAGAAACCUUGAAAGCCUAUCAGUUGCAAGGGUCGGCAAUUGGAUCGAGAAUGGAUUCAUCAACUUAACCAAUCUGAAAAGACUGGGAAUUUAUGGGGGAUUUUAUGUAGAUUUUGAAGAACAAUUAUGGGAUACGAUUCUCAACUUGGGCAGCCUUUAUUCCUUGAAAUUGGAAGGUUUUGGAUCAAUUACAUUGCCAAAAAAUUCACAUCAGCAUCUUUGUAAGCUUCACUUGUCUGGGCGGCUCCGGAAGCUUCCUAAUCUACAUGGGUUUCUCACUGCUACGAAUAUCACUCAACUAUUGUUGUCAUGGUCAAAGCUGAAGCAGGAUCCCAUGGCGACUCUUGAGAAGAUGCCAAAGUUGAAGAUUCUGAAAUUGAAAAUGCUGGCCUAUGUGGGGAAGAGAAUGGUUUGUUCUGCAAGUGGGUUUCUGCGGCUUAGACAUCUCGAGCUUAAACAUUUGAUGAGACUCCGAGAUUGGAAGAUUGAGAAAGGAUCGAUGCCAAGGCUUGAGAGGUUGAGCAUCGGUUGGUGCCUAAAACUGAAGAUGAUUCCAGAAGGAUUGCAGUACAUGAACAGCCUUAGGGAAUUGGAGGUGUUUUGGAUGCUCCCGAGAUUUCGAGAAAGGUUAGUAAGGGACGACGGAGAGGAUUGGUUUAAGAUUCGACAUGUGAACUCUGUGGUUGUAGAAGGAACUCCAAACAAUCCUUCCCAAAUUUGA
Messenger RNA from Macadamia integrifolia, 2865 nucleotides. RefSeq names its product putative disease resistance protein At1g50180. Gene Ontology annotation, biological process: defense response to other organism. The transcript has a single exon. The record is from RefSeq and is a predicted model, not a curated record. NCBI's taxonomy places the organism in Eukaryota, Viridiplantae, Streptophyta, Magnoliopsida, Proteales, Proteaceae. Gene Ontology annotation, molecular function: ADP binding. Bases 1 to 2865 code for a protein of 954 amino acids.